AUGGCUCCUAUUGCGAAUAACGGCCCUCCACCGUCAUCGGAAACCCUCACUUAUGAUUAUCGGAAUUCGAUGCGAGGAUGGGAUAUCGUCACUCAAGUGGUGUGUCUGGUUAUCGGCACGAUUUGUGUCGCGCUGCGGAUGUGUUCGAAGCUGUUUAUUGUACGGAAACCAGGAUGGGAGGACUUGUCUUGUUUUUUGGCCUGGCUCGGCCUCAUCGGUUACGGAGUAAUCUGCUUCGAAGCGGACAAGCACGGUAGUGGUAUCCAUCAAUGGCUGGUAGCCGAGAUUGACGCCAGAAGUUUUUCCAAAAUAGCAAACAUCGCGCAAAUAGCCUACGGCCCCCUGAUCUUCAUCACUAAACUCUCCAUCCUCCUCCUCUACAUCCGCCUCUUCACAACCCCCGUCAAGAAAACAACAACAUACAUGAUCAUCCAGCUCCUCAUCUGGUUCAAUUUCUUCUUCUACCUCGCAGACACCAUCGUUAAGAUUUUUGAGUGCACGCCGCGGCAUAAGAUCUGGGAGAAAACUACACAGGGGUCGUGUAUCAACAUCAACAUUCCGAUUCUAGUGACCUCGGCCAUCAAUGUGGCGUCGGAUUUUAUGAUUCUGUUGCUACCGAUUGCAUGCGUGUGGAAUGUGAAGCAGAUGAAUCGGACGAGGAAGCUGGGAGUGUCGGCCAUUUUUGCAGCUGGUUCAUUUGGCUGCUGCUCCAGCGUCGUGCGACUAGUCUUCAGCGUCAAAAACAGCAAUACCGCUGACAAAACUCAUGACUGGUUCCCCGAGUUUCUUUGGACAACAGCAGAAGUCACCUGCGGCAUCAUCGCCAGCUGCCUCCCUGCCCUACCAGCCUGCUUCCGCUACUUCUUUCAAAAAGCUGCAACCCAACUCUCCUGCUUCAGCGAAGCGAGCGCCGGCAGUUCGAGAAGAAGACACCACAACAAUGCUAAUAUCAGCCCCAGUCAGCAAGAACAGCAGAAUAAAAAGCCGCCGCGCGGCUGGAUGGCAACGGAAGACAGCGAGGUUCUCAAGUACAGUACCUGGGAAUUAGAAGGGAAUUACAGCAACCAUGAUGAUAGCAACAACAAUUCGAAAAACGGCAGUAACACCAACACCACCAAGAGCAACAGCAACGCAAAUACGAAUAGCAACACAAACACCAACAAUACAAACACAAAUACCAGCAGCAAUAACACCACCGAACUCCGAAGCCCCGCAGAAAGCCAGAGUCAGAUCUUCCAGGGCGCUUCCUACUCAACAGCAGAAGCGAAAGCAGAUGCAACGCCUCUAGCGUCGACGGGGGCAUCGCCCGAUGCAUCGUGUGUGGAUAUUGAAAAGACGUAUCCGUCGCAGGGGAUUUUGAGGACUAUUGAGGUGGAUGUUGAGUCUGCGCCGGGGAAGGGGCAGGGGCAGGGACAGGGACAGGGCCAGAAGUGA
Messenger RNA from Aspergillus chevalieri, 1434 nucleotides. RefSeq lists its product as uncharacterized. NCBI's taxonomy places the organism in Eukaryota, Fungi, Ascomycota, Eurotiomycetes, Eurotiales, Aspergillaceae. The record is from RefSeq and is a predicted model, not a curated record. The coding region runs from base 1 to 1434 and encodes 477 amino acids. The transcript is spliced from 5 exons.